This is a messenger RNA of Saccharomycodes ludwigii, 2775 nucleotides long. RefSeq lists its product as uncharacterized. Bases 1 to 2775 code for a protein of 924 amino acids. The transcript has a single exon. Lineage: Eukaryota; Fungi; Ascomycota; Saccharomycetes; Saccharomycodales; Saccharomycodaceae. The record is from RefSeq and is a predicted model, not a curated record.
AUGGCAAACAAUAACAUUACAACUUUGUCGGAAGAAACUACCAGUUCAACUGCUACGUCCGCAAAUAAUAUUGAGUAUCCCAGUAAUGACCAAUUUACCACGGAAUCACCUUUGACUUUUUCUUCCACUACUUUACCUAACUUAGCUACCAGCUCUGUAUCGACUUCCCAAUACAUUGCAGACUUAUCAUCUCCUUCAACUGAUAUCAGCAGCACCAAUGCUAUUUUUACUGAUAUUGCUGUAGCUGAUGAUAGUAGCAGUAGUAGUAGUAUUACCAGUAGCAGCAGCAGUAGUAGUAGUAUUACCAGUAGCAGCAGCAGCGAUAGUACUAGUAUUACUAGCAGCAGUGAUAGUACUAGUAGUGCUAGUAUUACCAGUAGUAGUAGUAUUACCAGUAGUAGCAGUAUUACCAGUAGUAGUAGUAGCAGCAGUAUUACUAGUAUUAGCAGUAGUAGUAUUACUACCAGUAGUAUUAUUAUCAGUAGCAGUAGCAGUAGCAGUAGCAGUAGCAGCGACAUAGUUGAUUUUACUAGUGAAAUUAAUAGUUCUGGUAGCAAUACAAUUGAUAGUGUUACUGAACUUGACAAUACUAUUAGUAACAGUAUUAUUAGUAGUAGCAGCAGCAGCAGUAGUAGUAGUAACAGUAUUAAUACUAGUCCCAUUAUUAGUAACGACGCAAGCAGUAUCAUUAUUACUAGUAGUGAUAGUAGUAAUAUUAUUACUGGAAAUGGUGACAACAGCUGGAGUCGUAUGAGUAGUAGCAGCGAUAUGAAUGCCAAUAGUCUAACCAAUAGUAUUACGAUAAUAUUACCGUCACCGAUACCAACUUCAACCUCAUUAGCCGAUAGUUAUAGUGACGAAAUCCUGUCCACAAGUAUUACCAAUGUAAUUACAACAGCUAGCUUUUCUACUUAUAACGAUUAUUGGUCUGCUGCCAACCCAACAAGUAGCACUUUAUUAUUGUGGUCUAGUAGUACGCCCCAAAGUAUUAGUGCUAGCACCAUUGAUACUACUGCUAUUAACAUUGGUAGUAGUAGUAGCAUUAAUAGUAUUAACAGUGGUGCUGGUGUUACUGACGUUAGUGACAGUAGCAGUAUUAGUAGUACCAAUAGCCCUACUAGCAGCAGCAUAAUACCUUACAAUACCCUAGCGAGUAGCAAUACUGAUGAUUUCUGGUAUGUGUCAGAAGUUUCAUCUAGCUCAGUUUCAUAUGUUUCCCCUACAAGCAUGAGUAAUAGUAAUAAUGAGUUAAUAAAUACGAUACCAAGUAAUUCUAUAAAUUAUGCCACUUCUUUUUUGCCUUCUAGUAGUAAUAUUAUUGAUAGCAGUAGUGGAAGCAUAAAUAACAUUAUCAGCAGCAGCAGCAGCGGCAGUGGAAGUAUUAGUGAUAAUAUCGAUAGUGAUAUAGGUAAUGUUAUUACGAGCAGCAGCAUCGCUAAUGAUAAUAGUACUAGCACUAUUUUGACAAAUAUACCAUAUAGCAGCUCUUUAGUUUCACAACAACAAGAGUCGUCCUUUCCUUCAAUAGAACAGCCAACUAUUAUUACCACUCAAUUAUUCAAAACAAAUAAUAAUAGCACUAGAAGCACGAGCAGCAGUGUUAUUACCACAUCUUCCACCCAAAGUGCUUCAUUUUCUUCUCUAUCAUUAGAUUCUAUAUUAAAUUCAGAUAUAUGGCUGGGUCUCACCUAUAGUAAUAGCACUACUACUUAUUACUCCGAUGAAAUUUAUACAGAAACAAGUACUCAAUACAUCACAUAUGAUAACGUUAGUACCAGCACGGAUUAUAAAAGUACAUUGUCUCCUUUUUCCACCGUUGUCAGCAAUAUAACUACAUUGGAUUCUUUUGAUUCUAGCACUAGUACUACGGAAUAUUUGUCUCCCGCAGUUGUUUAUGUUACUACGACUAUUGAUCCAGAUACAACUAUAGAGCAAACAAGUUCAAUAAUAGUAACGGCAUCUUCCCUUUCUACCAAGGCUAUUAGUGCUAGCACGUUUUACUUACAAGUUUAUGAAAUUACCGCAAGUUCAUCAACAUUUACAGUUUCAUAUAACGAAACCGCUAAACCAAAACAAGCUACCAUAACUACGGACAACACAUAUUACAACGAAUAUUUAAAGGGACAGCAAGUACCGAUUACUGGCGGAUCAUCUAAUUCUAAUAACAAAGGAACUAUUAUUGGGAGCGUUGUGGGAAGUGUUUUGGGUACAUUUCUUUUGAUAUCCGUUGGCUUUAUCUUAAUUAUGUACUUGAAGAAAAAACAAAGAAAACAAAAUGAGAAUAUUGAUACUACCCUAAAUAACUCUAGCAGAGUAUCUCCCUUUUAUGACGACAAAGAAAAAAAUUUGGUAACGAAUGCCCAAGGGUUGCACAAAAAUUCCAACAACGAUAGGAUAAGAACUAAUGGAAGAUUUACUCAUAAGCUAGGUACAAAGGUUACUCCAGCAAGUGUUUUCAGGUCGAUACCUGAAGAGGAGAUAGAAACAGAUAAUGAAAAGGAAGGUAACCCAUUUAGCGAUGAGUUUGAUUUUAGUAAUAGAAUUAAAAAACAACAAGAGAAUGCUUUACAUGGUAAUUAUGAUACUACCGCAGAUAUCACCGACAAUACCCAUAAAUCCUAUAGAGAUUCUGGUGUAACUUCUAUUGACACUGGAAAUGCAGAGGAUAAUCAGACCACUGCCAGCAGUUUAGAUAUAAGCAAUAUGAGCGAGGGUACUUCUCUACAUCCUGGUAGCAGGCCAGCUAGUAAGGCUAUUUUUAAAGAACUGAUUUAA